GUCCAGCAUAUAGCGAUUGGUUACCUUAUGAGGUCGUUAAGGAUGAUAGUUGGACCGCACGUUCAAUGGAAAUCAUCUUAUACUGGGUUGAAAACCUAUUAAACGAUGGAAAUAUGCGAGUUCCUAC
Molecule: messenger RNA, 127 nt
Organism: Dentiscutata heterogama
Lineage: Eukaryota; Fungi; Glomeromycota; Glomeromycetes; Diversisporales; Gigasporaceae
Source: the annotation of a GenBank genome assembly